ACGAUUACGCCAUUAUUUUCCACCGUUGCUCUCGCGAUUCCUUCCCAGUCACGACGCUGCACAUCUCUCCCCCGACGGUUUUCUUCCCGGGACACGGCCACGGCCUCCCCUUAGACCUCGAACAACAACCUCGUGCAUCGGCUACUACAAUCCACUUGCAUUGGCAUAGAAAAUAAUCGAAAUGGCAACCGGUUCCACGUCGUCCAACGUGGUCGGCGUCCACUACCGCGUCGGGAAAAAGAUUGGAGAGGGCUCCUUUGGUGUUAUCUUCGAGGGCACCAACCUGCUCAACCAGCAGCAGGUUGCUAUCAAGUUCGAGCCUCGUAAGAGCGAUGCUCCCCAAUUGCGCGAUGAGUAUCGCACGUACAAGAUCCUCGUUGGCUGCCCCGGAAUCCCUAAUGUUUACUACUUCGGUCAGGAGGGUCUCCACAACAUUUUGGUCAUCGACCUUCUCGGACCCAGCUUGGAGGAUCUGUUCGACCAUUGCAACCGAAAGUUCUCCAUCAAGACCGUCGUAAUGGUAGCAAAGCAGAUGCUUUCAAGGGUACAGACCAUCCACGAGAAGAACCUUAUCUACCGUGAUAUCAAGCCUGAUAACUUCCUCAUCGGCCGACCGGGUUCCAAGAGCGCUAAUGUGAUCCACGUCGUUGAUUUCGGCAUGGCGAAGCAAUACCGUGACCCCAAGACAAAACAGCAUAUUCCGUACAGGGAGCGCAAGUCCCUCUCCGGAACUGCCCGAUACAUGAGUAUCAACACCCAUCUUGGACGUGAGCAGUCUCGACGAGACGACCUUGAGGCUCUCGGCCAUGUCUUCAUGUAUUUCCUUCGAGGCGGCCUUCCCUGGCAGGGACUCAAGGCAGCAACCAACAAGCAGAAGUAUGAGAAGAUUGGAGAGAAGAAGCAGACGACUGCCAUCAAGGACCUUUGUGAUGGUUUCCCAGAGGAGUUCAACAAGUACUUGAGCUACGUUCGCAACCUUGGUUUCGAGGACACCCCCGACUACGAUUACCUCCGUGAACUCUUCACCCAGGCACUUAAGAGCACCGGCGAGGUGGAAGAUGGCGAAUAUGACUGGAUGAAGCUCAACAACGGCAAGGGCUGGGAGGCCAUGAAGGCUCACCCUUCUGCCGUUCACCACUUGCAGAACCCGAACGCUCAUCAAAAUUCCUCGACUGCGGUCAACCUCCACGGCCAGGCACACCGCCACAAGACCCAUCUCCCUCCCGACCACCCCCGUAUCAACGAGCCGCUCCCAAAGCCCGGAGCGACUCGGGGCCCUUCCGGAAGAAGCCCAGGCGCCCCUCAACAGGGCAAGUAUCACCCAGACGCAGCCAAGAGGAGGAGCGGCGCUCCCGAUUUGGCUCCUCCAGAGGGCUCGACACAAGCACAGUUCCAGAACAGCCAACAGAAUAUCGCCUCGACCCGGGCGACACCAGUACAGAGUCCAGGACUCGCUCAGCAGCAGAGGCCACGGCAAGCCGAAGAGAAGCCGGGCUUCGCUAAGAAACUUAUGAAUAUCCUGUGCUGCGGAGGCGGCAACGCUUAAAUCCUGUCUCGCAAUUUCAACCGCGCGCAUCUCAUUUUCUACUAUGUUGCAUUUUGGAGUCCGUCCUGGAGCGAUUCGCUUUCAUCAUAGCCUCGGUUACCAUGUUUCUCUGUAUUGGUAGUUUGUAAUGAUUCAUAGAUGGGAUCGAAAAUCUCCUUUUAGUCGGUAUGUU
This is a messenger RNA of Aaosphaeria arxii CBS 175.79, 1718 nucleotides long. RefSeq names its product kinase-like protein. Gene Ontology annotation, molecular function: ATP binding; protein serine/threonine kinase activity. The transcript is spliced from 4 exons. The coding region runs from base 182 to 1546 and encodes 454 amino acids. Lineage: Eukaryota; Fungi; Ascomycota; Dothideomycetes; Pleosporales. Gene Ontology annotation, cellular component: nucleus; cytoplasm. The record is from RefSeq and is a predicted model, not a curated record. Gene Ontology annotation, biological process: peptidyl-serine phosphorylation; endocytosis; signal transduction.